This is a messenger RNA of Dermatophagoides pteronyssinus (European house dust mite), 750 nucleotides long. RefSeq names its product proteasome subunit alpha type-4-like. The record is from RefSeq and is a predicted model, not a curated record. NCBI's taxonomy places the organism in Eukaryota, Metazoa, Arthropoda, Arachnida, Sarcoptiformes, Pyroglyphidae.
AUGUCGCAGUACGACACGCGAACAACUGCCUUUUCGCAGGAAGGGCGCAUUUACCAGCUGGAGUACGCUGCGGAGGCGAUCAACAGCGCGUCCGUGUCCUUCGGAUUUCUGACGCAGCAGGGCGUGAUUUUGGCUGCGCUGAAGAGCAACAGCUCGCCGCUGCUGGACGAGGCGCUGUACCGCGACAAGAUCUACGUGGUCGACGCGCGCACGCUCUGCUGCAUGGCCGGCUGGUCGGCGGACGGCUCCGUGCUGCUGCAGAUGGCGCGCGAGUCGGCGCAGGACUACUUCCGCACGAUGAACGCGUGCAUGCCGACGGAGCUGCUCGUAAGCCAAAUUUGCCGCGUGAAGCACUACUACACGCAGUACAACUCGCUGCGCCCGUUCGGCGUGUCGUUUCUGUUUGCGGGCUACGACGACUCGAACAAGCUGCAGUUGUACUUGACGGACCCCGCCGGCAACGAAAGCAGCUGGAACGUGAUCGCGAUUGGACAGAACAACCAGACCGUGCAGAAGAUUUUCGGCGACUACUGGAAGCCGGACUUGACGCUCGAGCAGGGGCUCGACCUGGCCUGCCGCAUUCUGAAGACUGUCAGUACCGACCCGGACAAGAACGCCGUGCAGGCCGAAAUCGGCGUCGUGUGCGUGCAAGACGGCCGCGCCGUACACCGUCUGCUGCCUGCGCAAGAGGUGCACGCGUUGAUCGCAAAGGCGCAGAUGAUUGACGACCAGUCCUACCGGAAAAUGUAG